This is a messenger RNA of Athene cunicularia (burrowing owl), 4634 nucleotides long. RefSeq names its product calcium binding tyrosine phosphorylation regulated (gene CABYR). The record is from RefSeq and is a predicted model, not a curated record. NCBI's taxonomy places the organism in Eukaryota, Metazoa, Chordata, Aves, Strigiformes, Strigidae. Gene Ontology annotation, biological process: sperm capacitation. The transcript is spliced from 4 exons. The coding region runs from base 343 to 2043 and encodes 566 amino acids. Gene Ontology annotation, cellular component: cytoplasm; sperm fibrous sheath. Gene Ontology annotation, molecular function: calcium ion binding.
UGGCUCAUUGCGGGGUACUUUAGUAGGCUUUAUCUUUAAGAAAGGGAAUUCAGGGCAUGGGUUUGAAUUCACACAUUGUGGUUGCCUAGUUGGGUGGCCCCCUGAUGUGCCUCCUGCUGCCUAAAGCUGCAGAGGGGAGUAAAGGAUUUGGUCAUUGCAAGUUGUAUAUACCCCCCUUUCAGUUAAAGGAGUGUGCAGGAAGGGGAAUAGGAGGGUUGCUGAUGGCAUGGCAAGGGGUGAGCCAUUGGUGUUGGACAUAUCACACUGGGCUGCGGUAGACGCUCAGCCAAGGGGUUCUGUUUGUACAGGUGGAAAACCGUAAGCCAGCUUGAGUGGGUGAAGAUGCAGUCUUCAAAGAUCAGUCUGACUGUUCCAUGUGGCCUUCAGACCCUUCUUGAGGGGGUGAGCCGGGCUGCCAUAGAAGAAAACCCAGACAACAUUGCUGAGUUUUUUGCUCUCUAUUUCCAAGAUCUCGUCACCUUUCAAAAAGGGCAUCCAAAUCUAGAUUUGACAGAACUGGUUGAAAAGUUUGAGCUUGUGAGAGAAAAUAAGAGACUGGAAGAGAAGACAUCAGAGUACACAGUUACUUUGUUUUCUGGGGAGCCCAAGCGAAUGGACAAGUGUACCGACACAGAGGAAGACCAGCUCCUUGAACCUGAUAUUCAAUAUAGCUCCAGAGUAACUCAACACCCAUCAACUGCCAGUUCCAUUGCAGGAAGCAGUUCCCCCUCUGGAUUUGAUGGAGCUUCAUCCCCUGAGGGACCUGAACUGGUGUAUGUCCCUGCUGAGUUUGCUGCCCACGUGCUAGGUAACAGUGAUUCUUUAUAUUCUGUGAGGAACGUGGCAACCAGCAUGCAGACUCUUCACGAAGACUCUCAGGCCUCGGAGGAUGAAUUUACACCAGUAGAAGGUGCUGCUGAAGAUGCUUCUGCUGUCCCAGCAGCUGAGGCUUCUAUAGAGGCUGUCAGGUCACAAUCAGGAGUGUGGAGUCAGUCUUCCAUAGCUGGAGAACUGGGGCCCUCAGACAGCCAAGCUGAUGUCUCAAUAAAUGAUGUUAACCAAGCUUCCUCCGUCCCCUUGUGGGAAGAACUAUCACCAUCAGCCCUUUCACCACCACCACCACUUUCUCCUAAAGAUCCACUGAAGGCUGUGCCUUCCUGCAAGGAAGGUGAGGUUACCUCAACCACUGAGGUUGUGUCACUGUGGUGGGAUGAUGAGCUGAUUACGGAUGCAGAGGUUCCACCUUAUGUAGAACAGUUUCCACAGAAAAUAAUAAUUCCCUUCACAGACCAAACAGCUUAUCUGUUAAAGAUUGAGCAGCCUUUAAAUACAGUCCAGAGCUCAAGUGAUACAACAUUAUGUCCAUCUGCUGAUGAUUUUGUGUGCCAUCUUGAGAUAAUCGAAUCUACAGCACAAGUGGAAUCAGCUGAGCAAGUUUAUGUCUUGUCAGCCAUGGCAUCAAGUGAAGCAGGACAGCUACAACCACAUUCUAAUGUGUGGACCCUCUAUUGCCUAACUGACCUGAGACAAGGUCAAGAAUCGCCUCCAUCCUUUCCUCCUGCUGGAGUUGGUGGUCCUUAUUACCAGGCAACCCUCAGUCUUUCCACGGGGGAAGAUCAACAGUGGGGUCAGUUGUCACAUGUAUCUGCUCCAAUUUAUGUGAUGCAAGAAGGAAGCAAGAGGGAAAAUGCUCCACCUUUCAUUUUAGUGGGUUCUAACAUUCAGAACACACAGGACUGGAAACCUCUUCCUAGCCAAGCUGCCUUUGCACAGCGAGAUGCAGGUGCUAGGCAGAGAUUCAUUACAGUCCCAGUUGCCAGGCCAGCUGCUGAGGAAAUGGAUAUGGCAAGCUGUAAUUCUCAGUCUGCAGAGGAAACUGGGGCUAAGCCAUGCACAGCCCAUGUUCUCUCAGUUGCCAUCCCUCCGGAUGAUAUGAUGUCUGCAAAGAAAGGCUCAGCAGCUGGUGAUAAGCACACAGGUAUAAAUGCUCUUGCAGGACACAUCACUGUUACACCAGGCCCUGUUCCCAGAGCAGGGUCCUGAAGAAGGAAGUUUUCUUCUUGCAUGGGUCUUGCAUAGAGAGAGGCUACUGAAAGCUUUCAAAAUACAACAGGGUUUAAAACCAGUGGUUAAACUACUUGUUAUAACCACCUUCUGCUUGUUACACUGCAAUUAGUACUAGUCUUGCUCUGGGUAACCAACUUUUUAAUCUCACCUUUAUACCCAUCUUUAUGCCUGCAGCCUGAACUUUUAGCAUUCGUGUAAUGCUCAAAAUGUGGCCAAGUACCCUCACCUUAUAGUGCAUUCAGGUAGCAAUUAAAUUAGUUCUUGCUGCACACUUUCUACUGAGUUAAUGUUAUUUUUUCAAACAGGUUGAGAAGAGAGGCUGUGCAGACUUCAGAAACGAGUUCAGGAGAAAUGGACUUUACAAUGUAAUAAAUCAAAUAACACAUGCUUCAAAAAGCCAACAAUUUGAACUGCAUUGUCAUUCAUUUUGUAAUUUCCUAACACAGCACAUAAUCCUGAAUGUUAACUUUGUGUGAAUUAUGACCACAAAGGCAUCUGCUGCAGCUAUUUCACUGAAGACGAAACAGCUUCCUCAGUGUACAAACAUGGUGUAUGUGUAAGCCCCAGGGACACAGACAGGUGACAUACAGAGCCAAAGUUAGGUCAGUGUAACCAGGUGUAGUCUCUACUGCUGGGGUUUAUAUUCCAGGAAGGAACUGUGUACAAAAGGCAGGAGCAAGCAGACAGUCAUGCUUUCAACUAGAGGAAGGAAUUAUUCUCACACAUGGUCAAAUUCAUUCAAACUACAGCUUUAUUGAGGAGGACUGCUGAGGUUAUGCUUUGAGGAAGGGGUUAAGAAAAAUUACCUUUAUUUUGCUUUAGAGGUUUCACAACUACAGGUAUGGUCACUUAAAUAUGCCAGACUCUUGAAGUAUGAAUAGGUCUAGAAAAAUAAAUACAUCUGUUCUUAGGAAACAGAAGUUGCUCAGAACAAAAGAAAAGUUGAUGUUGUGUAGAGGUAUCCCCCUCUUGGAGCUGGGUAAGCAGGCAGGAACUAAAUGCUUUGAUUUUCCUAUCACUGAGUGUUCAAUGCUGUGGGACCUGCUGCAGCACUGACCUAACAGCUAGACUGUUUCUAUGCAUCUCUGAAUCUCACUUGGAGUUGCACGGGAGUUAUGACAGACUUCAAGAAAUGCUGGCCAGAGUAGAGGCUUUCCAGAGACAGUGCAGGUAUUCCUGCAUCUACCAGCCAGUGUGAGAACUGGGCCUUCCUAUGAAAGGCUGCCAGAGAAAAGGCUCUUCCUCAUCUAUGCAAUUGUGUCUCAGGUCACUACCUGGGUAAUUGUAGUAGUGCACAGAAUAAAAAUAGCCAUCUCACUGCCUUAUUCACAGUUUCAGUAGUUGCUCUCAGGUUAGAGCUGCAGCCUCACUGCCUAUUCCAGGCACAAGCUCUCAGUUCCCCCAUAAGCAGACUGUUCUACUUCAGGGCAAAGCAGGUCCUGAAGCACAGGGACACACAUCAUGCAAGGUCAUUGCAGCAGCUUUGGGAGUUGGGUCAGUGCUGUCAAACACCACUCACUUUAGACUAGAUGCAAGAAGUUCUGAAGCCUUUAUUUAGUAGCAAUUAAAUUAUUCAAUUAACACUAACCUCCAGAUAGCAGUUAAAAUAUUGUACAAGGAGCAGCUUGCCCCCUAGAAGCUCUGUACACAGUUCAAUAUAAACUUACACUCUUAAGAUCGAAUGCACCCCACUGAAAAGGGGUAAAGCAGCUGUGCACAGGAGGCCUCACUGAGGUGCUGUACUACCUUUGAAAUGCACAAGACUUUCUCCUCCCAGGCAGUUGCACAGUACAGACACAGGUCCUGUUCCCCCUGCCAUGUUCCACCAGGUCCUGGACUGAUUAGGUUCUUGCUUUUUUGCAGUGGCGCUGGACACCAGAACUUCUAGUGCAUGAAACAGAUUCUUUUAAAACAACCUGUUACUAGUGUGCAGUUCAAAUCAAAUCUGUAGAUAUUUAAAUGGCUCUUAAUUCCUUAAACCGUAAGGUUGGUAGCAAAACAGGAGAGCAAAAUUCAAAACACACUGCACAAAACAUUGAAUAAAUACCUCUGAGUAAUGUUACCAUCUUGAACAACUGCAUUUAAUGCUCCAGAGACAGGAACGCUUCUGGAAUCUCUGACCAGAGCUCAGGAUUCAAGGGAGUUACUUCAGUAAAAGAAAAGUCACUUUAUGAAAAAUUACAUCUUUACAAAAGUGACACGCUCUUCUUCAUUUAAGAACAGAAUAUUGCAAUUACUGUGUGUGCUUUUAAACAUUCCCAUGUCGCAAUAAAUAAAACCGGUUUUACUUGUGCCAAUGUUAUCUACGAAAGAAAGUAUUCACAGAACAGCCGAAGGUGUUCUAUUCCUCAUACACCACAACCUAAUAUAGGUGUAUUCAUCAAACAGGGCAGCUCGAAACCACAGCGUCUUACUCUGUCCACACAGGACCCACCAUCAGCCAGAAAAAUUAUUCUCCUACCUCUGGGACUGCAGAUCAUGUACCACCAGAUUUACUGUGGAGAUGCUUAAUAUUCUGUUUGAUAACAGAUCAGUUUUUUUCAGGAGAUAAGUAAAACAAGGAAAAA